Molecule: messenger RNA, 1712 nt
Organism: Epinephelus fuscoguttatus (brown-marbled grouper)
Lineage: Eukaryota; Metazoa; Chordata; Actinopteri; Perciformes; Serranidae
Product: tumor necrosis factor receptor superfamily member 9
Exons: 9
Coding region: 139-1179 (346 amino acids)
Source: RefSeq, a predicted model, not a curated record
CAUAUGACACUGAUGAGAGGACCGAUCCCACUGCGAGCGAGCGUCACUGACGUCUGCUGUAAAAACAAAGGCAGCUCGGGCACUUGUCAGGGAUGAGAUGCUGUAGGCUGACAUUGUCUGGAGGUACUGCUCGAUAAUAUGUGGAGGAUGGACUGCCGGGGAGCUCUGCCUGCCAUAUGCGCCGCUUGUUUCAUAGGCAUUGUGGUGAGCCAGACCACACUCACUCCUGCUGUGACCAACACCACUCUCAUCGAGAAUGUGACCGUUUUGACUAUAACUCCCGUGAUCCUCAGCAGCACGACCCCGGGCUGCUCUGCAUUCAACAUUUCUACUUGUGAGCCCUGUGCACCGGGAUCGCAGUACGACAACAACACCCUGCUGUGUACGUGCUGCUCUGACCCAGGGCUGUGUCUAUUUCCUGGAGCCUGCCUGCCAUGCAAUAAGGGUUUCUAUCAGCCACUAGCAGGACAGCAGCAGUGUCUGCCCUGCAACCGUGGCUUCUACACAAACUUCACUGGAAGUCCACUAUGUCGCCCUUGCCCUCCUGGAUCCUUCAGCAAUAACACUGGUGGAGAAAGCUGCACAAGUUGUUCACCAGGUUUCUUUUCAUCGCAGCAGAGCUCCACUUCAUGUGCACCAUGUGCACUUGGAAGUUUUUGCAACUCCUCUGGUUGUAGCCAGUGCCAGAUGUGUCCCGGAGGAACAGAAGCUCUGCAGACAGCCGCUAAAGGCUGCACACAGUGUCGGCCAGGUAUGCAUAAGGCUCCCCAUCAGACUACGUGUCAGAUCUGUGGCAGUGGUUACUUCCAGAUCCACUGGGGCCAGGAGAGCUGUGAUGUAUGCCCAGAGAAUCACUACUGCCCUAGUCCAGACGUGAACCCCAUUCAGUGUCCCGGCGAUGCGUUUUGUCCAGAGGGCAGCUUAUCUCCAAGCUACUGCAUGGAGACUUUCUUCCGCAAAGAUGGGGACACUUGUGAACUGGCUCCGGUCACUAUUGCUCUUUUAGUUAUUGGAGGAGGGGUGGCCCUACUCUUCAUCAUUUUAAUGGUCCUACGUCGACGGAGAGACACUGAUGGAGAGCUGACCAUAGCCCGAGCUCCAUUACUACGCAAAGAGCGACCUCAGGGUCGAUACUACGGGAUCCCUUGUGAUGCAGAACCUGUAUAUGCUGGCUGGUGAACCAAAGGACCUCAGCUCAGCUUUCCUUGGUGCUUGGUUGGACAAAACCCACUGAAGUCUUUUCUGACUGAAGUCUUUUUCUGAUGGUGAAACACUGGAAUACUGCCUUAAGAAUACUUUUGACAACCCACCAGCUUUUUUAUGUGGUACAUUUGAAUAUGUUAUUGAGAAGCAGAAGUUUGUGAAUUCCUGUAGUUUGGCACUGUUACAGUCGUUUCAUUCAGAGACAAACACGCUCCUUUUGUAAACGAGAUUAUUGGAUUAUGAGAGGUAUGCUGGAACGGUGAAAACGAGAUGUGUGCCUUGACCUGGUGGGAACCUCUCCGUCUUAUGAAAAGCACUUUUUUUUACAGAGGUAAUUGAUUUACUUUGCACUUACGUGUUGGUAGACUUAACUCAUAUAGUGACACAGUCAACUGUGGUUGGUGCCUUGUGUUUUUUAAUGCAUCUCAUUACAGUACAUUGUAUUGUCUGUAGUUUCACUGAUACAUUUGCUCAAUGUUUUUCAUCUGCUUUUUUUAAGGUUAUAUUUG